Heterobilharzia americana is the source of this 810-nucleotide messenger RNA. The record is from the annotation of a GenBank genome assembly. Lineage: Eukaryota; Metazoa; Platyhelminthes; Trematoda; Strigeidida; Schistosomatidae.
AUGGAUCAGGAUAUUCAAAUUUCGUUCUACACCAAAUCUAAGCAGUAUUACGUCUCAUCUGCACCUGUCUCAGUACCCCGGCAAACGACUGCUGUGGAGCUUAAUAGAUUGGUGAAGGUUCUGCUAGAUGAAAGUGGAGAAACGAGAGCAUACCCGGAUUUUACUUUUCUGGUUGACAACGAGAUUCUGAUCACAAGUUUACACGACUACUUAUCAGAAAAACAAAUUUUAUCUGAAACUAUCGAUAUUGAAUUUUGCCCGAAACAAGGACCUCCAAAAUAUGAAAAAGAAUAUGUGCAGGAUGACCUGAUAAGUUGCGUCAAACGACGCGAUAAAUACAUUCUGACGGGUGGAUAUGAUGGUACAAUACACAUUUGGGGCAUAGAUAGUAAAAACAUUGUUUUCUCAAUGGAACUAGAAGAUAAAGUUAAAUGUGUGGAAUGGAUCAAUUUAAAUCAAACUGAAGGCAAGGCAGUUUUUGUAUCUGGUGGGUUUGACCAAACUGCUCAGAUUUGGUGCUGGGAUAUCAAGUCUAAUACAAUCAACUGUCUUGCUGUUUGCCGUGGACAUUCUGAAACUGUGAUGACUGCAGCAGCACGCCCGCUCGAUGGAUCUGAUAACAGUGCAACACAUUUCGCCACAGGAUCUUGGGAUGGGACUAUCAAGCUGUGGUCUGCAGCAACUGAAUCCACGGAUUUAUCUGAAGAAACUGGUGGUAUUGCACAUGUACGAAAGUCAACAACAAAAACGCCUACGAGGUUCUCACUUUAUUUCUUCAAAAGUGAAUAUGUGUCUUCAGUGUUAAAUUAA